AUGUUCGGUCGUGUACUUCCGCGAAGGGGUUUUCAUCUCGUCCGUCAGGUGGACACACGAGGCUUUGUAGGUGAUUUCAGAAAACUUAACCACGUUCGCAGCGCGAGUACCAUGAAGGAGGUGCGCGCUGCACUAGGGAUGUCUCAAAAUGUUCUCUUUUGUGGGCAUUACAGCACCGGUAAGCUCACGAUUCUCAAGGCGCUAGGCGAGCAUUGCGAAAAGAAACUAGGCAAGCGGGUCGCUUUUGUCUCCGCCGAUGUCCGCCGUGCGAGCCGCUUAGAUGGGUACUUAUUGCACCAUUUUAUCGGUCUGAGGCUCAGCCAGGAUGACUUACCCUCACAGGAGCAGCUUGAGGGGACGUUGGAGCGACACAUGCGGCUUGUCGAAUCCACCUAUGCGGGCAACUUUCCCAGUCUGAGCAAUACCGAUGUGCUUAUUCUUGAUUCCCUGGAGCGAAUUCCAUCGGUGGUGUUGCUUUCCAUGGAUGCGGUGAGUCGUCGACAGCGUGGAAAGCUCAGGGAGCCCUUUGGCGGAUUGCGUGUGUUUGCCGCAGCGGACUUUUGGAGGCUCCCGGUGCACCCCACCAGCGAUACGGGAGACUACUUAUUCCAGUUAGAUUCAUGGGGCGAAAUGUUCCCGAAGCAAGUUUUGCUAGAGCGCACUCACGGGCAGGAAAAGAGGCUGAACGAUUUCACGCUCAAAGCGCUCUACGGCAACCUCGAUUUGGAGGAUAUCAAGGAACUGGAGGCGCUUUCCACGGAUGGUAACUCAAGUCAGAGUGGUGCGGCCGAAAAGGUCUGUAAUGAGGCUGUAUCAUCGACCACCAGCGAUAUCGGAGACGAUCCGGAUGCCCCUUUUGAGCUCAACGCAACGACACCUACCCACUCCAAUGUCCUUAGCAGCCCUGAGGAUGUGAACUGUGCGAGGCAGGAAUCCAGCCAUCAGUGGGAUGGGAUCAUUUCCAACGCGGAGGCUAUCGUACGCUUCAUGCCGCGAUUCCCCAAACAGCCUAGCGUUAAAAUUAUGCCGUCACGUUACCGUCAGCUUAAGCGUAUCGAGAUCGGUAACUUUUUGGUUAACAUUCUUGCACAGUCUACCACCGCAGUUUCCUUAGGUUUAUUUGACGCCCUGAGUGUUGAGCCGGGUUCGAAGGUUCAUCUACUCCUGGAUGGGCAGGCUUCCUACGGCGUUCCAGCCGGUGCAGUUGGAGAGGUUAUGGGGCUUAAGGAACACUACAUCACGGUGCAUUUUCCAGAAGAGCAUCGUACCAUCGAGAUCCCCCGCAUGCGCAUCACGACUUUUCACCCCCAGUAUCCAGAAAUCACAUACGAACUACGCCAAUUUCCCCUCUUCCCGCGGCACUGCCUCUGCCCGAUGAGCAUUUUAAUGUACGGGAAUUCGUAUCACGUCAACCUCAACGGCCGCCAGAUGGCUGAUACCAACGACGUAGGCAACCUCCUCGCCCAGAUGCGUUCCUUCAAGGAUUUCACAUUGCGAAAUAUUCAGGACUUUCUCCAGCUCGACGGCAUGGUGCACGAGCCCACGCGAAUUUACUACCACCUGAUCAAAGGGUUGCCCAUGACGAGUACUCCAGAGCAGUGGUGCCGAAAUUGCAAGUCCUUCGUGCCCUCAAGCACCUUUUUCUCCCACUGGAAUGACUGCAUCAAGUCGGUGCGGUGGUGCUCGGAGUGCAACCGAAGCAUCCCGCUUGAGUUGCUCGAGCCGCACCGGGAGAAGCACCAGGUGGUGAUGUGUUUGGAUUGCGGGCAGGCGGUGGAGUGGCGACAGUGGGAGGCACAUCGCCUCUCGUGCUGGGGGAUGAUGCGGGAGGUGAGUCCGGAUAACGAAUUUCUGCCAUUGCGUACUCGUCAGCUCGCGCUCGAGCUAGGGCUGGAUAAGCGGGACCUGCACACCGUGCGUAGCUUUUCUCGCACCAUGCUCCCUCGUUCCAAAGUCAGGAUGGAAUAG
Phytomonas sp. EM1 is the source of this 1968-nucleotide messenger RNA. Lineage: Eukaryota; Euglenozoa; Kinetoplastea; Trypanosomatida; Trypanosomatidae. The record is from the annotation of a GenBank genome assembly.